AUGCCUCUUCAAGGGAAAUACGAAGUUAAACUUGGUCGAAGCUUUCUAGAUCCUUCACAGAACUGUUUCAUGACUAUGAGAUGUGACUUCUUACCAGCGUCAGUUGAUAGAGAGCAACCAGGAUCGAUAAAAAUUGUGAAUGAAAAAGAAGUUGACGUUCGGCUACCUAAUGUUCCUGGUGCAGAACAGUCUUCUACUCUACUCAAGGGUAACAUACGUCCUGUUCAAAAAGAAUGCCUUCUUAUUUACAACAAAACUACUGGUGAGUUGACUCUGGAGCGGAUAUCCAAGGCUGCACAACUGAAGAAUGUUCGAGAUGGCCCACCGAGCAAAAAACCAAGUGAUUCCACCCAGACCUCACUGCCCUCACAGUCCGCCAUUGCUCCCAAUCAACCUUCCAAGCCAAAAGUUCGGACCAUGUCUGAAUCUAGUUCCGAAUCGAGUGUCCGGCUUCCAAAACCGAAGCGCACUUCCCCUCCCGAUCAGCGUCCUCCACCUUCCUCAAAUUUAAAGCGGUCUACGUUGAGCUCGUCCUCGUCCUCCUCAUCUUCGAGCAUUAGCGAAUCCGGGAGCCUCACUAACUCUCUCCAGAAGCAGCGUCAUCGACAACCCUCCAGUCUUUCGAGUCUCAGCGAGCUGGACGACAAACCUACCCCUGCUCCUCCCCCCGCUACGCAGCAGCAGCAGCAGUCGAUCUCGAAGGGUCCCACCACCUCGCAGCCAUCGGCCUCAAUGCAGCGCGCUCUGAUGGCCAAUUACUUACAUCUCAGUGAAUCCGAAUCGGAAGAGGAUAAUGAGGAGUCUUCGUAG
Messenger RNA from Echinococcus granulosus, 810 nucleotides. Its product is annotated as ELL-associated factor. Gene Ontology annotation, cellular component: super elongation complex. The record is from RefSeq and is a predicted model, not a curated record. Gene Ontology annotation, molecular function: transcription elongation factor activity. The transcript has 2 exons. Gene Ontology annotation, biological process: regulation of transcription elongation by RNA polymerase II; positive regulation of DNA-templated transcription. Lineage: Eukaryota; Metazoa; Platyhelminthes; Cestoda; Cyclophyllidea; Taeniidae. The coding region runs from base 1 to 810 and encodes 269 amino acids.